Messenger RNA from Mastomys coucha (southern multimammate mouse), 2190 nucleotides. RefSeq names its product protein NipSnap homolog 3B. The coding region runs from base 116 to 859 and encodes 247 amino acids. Lineage: Eukaryota; Metazoa; Chordata; Mammalia; Rodentia; Muridae. Gene Ontology annotation, cellular component: mitochondrion. The record is from RefSeq and is a predicted model, not a curated record. The transcript has 7 exons.
CAAGCCCUGCCCAGUCCAGCACCGACCCAACCCAAGCUGGCGCGCGCACCAGGAAGCGGGGAGAGCGCGGAUCCCAGCGCCCGGCGGCGUCUUCCUGCGCGCUCAAGACAGUACCAUGCUCGCUUUCCGAAGCGGCCUGAGGACGGCGCUGGCCCCGCGGGCUCUGGUACCUCAGGUAUGUUCACCUUUUGCUACAGGCCCAAGGCAAAGCGAUGGGACGUUAUAUGAGUUCCGCACCUAUUUUCUCAAGCCCUCAAAGACCAAUGAGUUCCUGGAAAAUUUUAAGAAAAACGUUCACCUUCGGACAGCUCACUCUGAAAUGAUUGGCUACUGGACUGUAGAAUUUGGAGGCAGGACGAACAGAGUGUUCCAUAUUUGGAAGUAUGAUAAUUUUGCUCAUCGAACUGAAGUCCGCAAAGCCUUGGCCAAGGAUAAGGAAUGGCAGGAGAGAUUCCUCAUUCCAAAUUUGGCUUUCAUUGAUAAACAAGAGGUUGAAAUUGCCUACUUGGUACCAUGGUGCAAAAUAGGAAUGCCUCCCAAGGAAGGAGUCUAUGAACUGGCUACCUUUCAGAUGAAGCCUGGAGGCCCAGCUCUGUGGGGUAAUGCAUUCAAAAGGGCAGUAAAUGCCCAUGUUGAGCUUGGCUACUCUACACUAGUUGGCGUUUUUCACACAGAAUAUGGAGCCCUCAACAGAGUUCAUGUUCUGUGGUGGAACGAGAGUGCAGACAGCCGAGCAGCUGGGAGACAUAGGUCUCACGAGGACCCUCGAGUGGUGGCUGCCGUUCGGGAAAGUGUCAGUUACCUAGAGUCCCAGCAGAAUAUGUUCCUGAUUCCAACAUCAUUCUCACCAUUGAAGUAGUUUCCUACCCAGCCUCGAGCAUCCCCCACAGAGGUCCACCUUCCCACCCUUGUACCCUCCCCAAAGAAAGGAAGAAAAGAAAAAGAAAUACAUAGAGCCCAAUCUGUGUUGUCCAUAUACUCAUUAGAGCGUGGUCAAACUACCCGUGGCCAGCCCUGUGUAGAGACCAGAGGCUUCCCCCCACCUCUGCUCCAUGGACUGUGAAGAGCUACACCUCAUCAUCCCUAUCACAAAUUUCAAGGACUUCUGAAUGGCUUCCUGUCUAUACACUGUUUCUUUUCUUUUGGGGGGAUGGAGUGGUUACAGAUCAUGGACACCAACAAUGGUGUCUUGUUAUAACAUAGACCAUGAACAUCAAUGUUGGCCCUGGCAGCAGCAUGGACCAUGGACAUGGACACCAACAUGGUCUCCAGUCUCCAGCAGCAGCGCAGACCGUGGAGGUCUUUUUCAAAGAGUCCCAAUCCAGAAAAUGAACCAUUCUGCAUCUCGGACAUCCUGUCACUGCCCAGAGCCAGGGCAGUCAUGCGCCUGAGCAGCCCAUUCUGGGGUUCAAAGCUGCUACACCACUUUAUCGGCCCUACGCAGCAAUGGCAUGUUCCCAGGUCCGCCACUGCUGUGUUCCCACACUUGUCACCACAGUGUCUCUAGCUCCGCAUCUCUCCAAACCAUGCCAACAGUUCAGUCACCUUUCCCACAUCUCCAUGGCAUAUUUAAUCACCAGAGUGACACUGCAGACUGCAGUAUGUUACACAAUAUUGUUUUUUACCCAAACAUCUUUACAUGCAAAUACUUAUUGCAACAAGUCAUUGGUCUCGUUCAAGGUUUCAGUUUCCGAAGCACCAUAAAUACUGGACUAUAGCUGAGACUCCUCUCAGAUAUCCUGUUGUCCAGAGUCAGGAUGACCCUUGCAACUGGGGCAGAGAUGACAGAUUCUAAGACAAUACACAACACUCUGCCCUUGGUGCUGGCGGCUGCUCCACCUGUUCACAGGCUCACCUGAAUGGCUGCUGACAGCGCUGCCUCGCUCUCCCACCAGGGCAAGCAGCACAGGCUGCAGCACCUGCAGCUCAGCCCUACUCAGCGAUGAGUGACAUGUCCUUCAUCUGUGAUCUCAUGCCUGUCUAGGUACCGUACUUCAAUGGGCGGGGCUCUGCUCUACCUUCUAAUUUCAUGAGACCACAUUUUAAAAGCAUCUUCCCAUAAGGCCUGUCUUUUAAAAAGUUGUUCUGGAGAUACUGCGGGCUCUUCAGACUCCCUUUUUGCCACUGUGUCUCUCCUCCAAGAUUCCAUGAGCCUCAGACUACUGCCAAACUCAGCUCAUUAUAAAAUGU